Messenger RNA from Aspergillus viridinutans, 2517 nucleotides. RefSeq names its product beta-glucosidase H. Gene Ontology annotation, molecular function: beta-glucosidase activity. The transcript is spliced from 3 exons. Gene Ontology annotation, biological process: glucan catabolic process. The coding region runs from base 1 to 2517 and encodes 838 amino acids. The record is from RefSeq and is a predicted model, not a curated record. NCBI's taxonomy places the organism in Eukaryota, Fungi, Ascomycota, Eurotiomycetes, Eurotiales, Aspergillaceae.
AUGGUUCAGUUAGAUGUCGAAAAGACCAUUGAGGAGCUCACGCUCGGUGAGAAGGUAGCUCUCACAGCUGGAAUUGAUUUCUGGCACUCGGCUGCCGUUCCCCGUCUCAACAUCCCGAGUCUUCGCAUGUCCGAUGGCCCCAAUGGUGUGCGCGGCACACGCUUCUUCAAUGGCGUCCCUGCCGCCUGCUUUCCCUGCGCAACCGCGCUGGGCGCGACUUGGGAUACUGAGCUCCUGCACAAGGUGGGCCGACUGAUGGCGGAGGAGUCUAUUGCCAAAGGCUCGCAUAUCGUGCUAGGACCCACAAUCAACAUCCAGCGAUCUCCGCUUGGAGGCCGAGGCUUCGAGUCGUUUGCCGAGGAUGGUGUGCUCUCGGGCAUUCUGGCGGGACACUAUUGCAAGGGUCUGCAGGAGAAGGGCGUUGCGGCCACUCUGAAGCAUUUUGUCUGUAAUGACCAGGAACAUGAGCGCUUGGCCGUUGAUAGCAUUGUGACGAUGCGCGCUAUGCGCGAGAUUUAUCUCUUGCCGUUUCAGCUGGCGAUGAGGAUCUGCAAGACAGCCUGCGUUAUGACAGCCUACAACAAGAUCAACGGAACGCAUGUCAGUGAGAACAAGCAGAUCAUCACCGAUAUUCUCCGCAAGGAGUGGGGGUGGGACGGUCUGGUUAUGAGUGACUGGUUUGGAACAUACAGUACUUCCGAUGCCAUCAAUGCUGGCUUGGAUCUUGAAAUGCCAGGCCCGACCCGCUGGCGCGGAACCGCUCUGGCGCAUGCCGUUUCAUCCAACAAGGCAUUUGAAUACGUGAUGGACGAGCGGGUUCGCAACAUUUUGAACCUGCACAACUUUGUCGAGCCAUUGGGUAUCCCAGAGAAUGCGCCUGAAAGGGCCUUGAAUCGGCCAGAGGACCAGGCUCUGCUCAGACGAGCGGCGGCAGAAUCUGUGGUUCUCAUGAAGAACCAGGACAACAUUCUGCCUUUAAAGAAAGAGAAGCCCAUUCUGGUCAUCGGGCCAAACGCCAAGACUGCCGCGUACUGCGGCGGCGGAUCAGCGUCCUUAGAUGCAUACUACACGGUGACACCGUUUGAAGGCGUCUCGGCCCAGAGCCAGGGCGAGGUCAAGUUCUCACAGGGUGUCUACUCGUACAAGGAUCUCCCCUUGCUCGGUCCUCUGCUGAAGACGGACGAUGGCAAGAAGGGCUUCAAGUUCCGCGUGUACAACGAGGCCCCUUCGGAACCCAACCGCCAGCUCAUCGAUGAACUGCACCUUGAAUCGUCCAGCGGCUUUCUGAUGGACUACAAGCACCCCAAGAUCAAGACCUUCACCUUUUACGUUGACAUGGAGGGCUACUUCACGCCGGAAGAAGACGGCAUCUACGACUUCGGUGUGACAGUCGUGGGCACCGGCAAGCUAUUCAUAGACGACGAGCUCGUCGUCGACAACUCCAAGAACCAGCGCCAGGGCACCGCCUUCUUCGGCAACGCCACCGUGGAAGAGCAAGGCUCCAAGGAACUCAAGGCCGGCCAGACCUACAAGGUUCUCCUGCAAUUCGGCAGCACCCCAACAUCCGACCUCGACAUGCGCGGCGUAGUCAUCUUCGGCCCAGGCGGGUUCCGCUUCGGCGCCGCUCGCCGCGUCAGCCACAAGGAACCCAUCGCCAAGGCGGCCGAGCUAGCCUCCCAGGCCGAGCAAGUCGUCAUCUUCGCCGGCCUCACCAGCGAAUGGGAGACAGAGGGCCACGACCGCGAUCACAUGGAUCUGCCCCCAGGCAGCGACGAGCUGAUCAGCCGCGUGCUGGACGCGAACCCCAACGCAGUGGUGGUCAUCCAGAGCGGCACCCCCGUUACCAUGCCGUGGGCUCACAAGGCCAAGGCCCUCGUCCAGGCCUGGUUCGGCGGCAACGAAUGCGGCAACGGCAUCGCAGACGUGCUCUACGGCAACGUCAACCCCUCCGCCAAGCUCCCGCUGUCCUUCCCCGUCCGCCUCCAGGAUAACCCGGCCUACCUGAACUUCCGCUCCGAGCGCGGCCGCGUCCUCUACGGCGAGGACGUCUACGUCGGAUACCGCUACUACGAGAAGGUCGAUCUGGCCCCUCUCUUCCCCUUCGGCCACGGCCUCUCCUACACAACCUUCUCCCGCUCGGACCUGUCGCUCGCCACCAGCCCAGAGAAACCCCAGCUGGAAGACGGCGAGCCUAUCACCGCUACUGUCUCCGUGACGAAUAGAGGCAGCGUGGCCGGCGCCGAGAUUGUUCAGCUGUGGGUCGCCCCGCCGCCGACGGGGGUGAACCGCCCCGUGCGGGAACUCAAGGGUUUCGCCAAGGUGUUCUUACAACCCGGCGAGACGAAGAAGGUCGAGAUCGUGGUCGAGAAGAAGCUGGCGACAAGCUGGUGGGAUGAGCAGCGUGAGAAGUGGGCUUCCGAGAAGGGAGCGUACGAGGUGCUGGUGACGGGGACAGGCGACGAGGUGCUCAAGUCCUCUUUUGAGGUUGGGAAGACGCGGUACUGGCUGGGUUUGUAG